This is a messenger RNA of Phaethon lepturus (White-tailed tropicbird), 949 nucleotides long. RefSeq names its product cutC copper transporter (gene CUTC). The record is from RefSeq and is a predicted model, not a curated record. The transcript is spliced from 6 exons. Bases 42 to 620 code for a protein of 192 amino acids. NCBI's taxonomy places the organism in Eukaryota, Metazoa, Chordata, Aves, Phaethontiformes, Phaethontidae. Gene Ontology annotation, molecular function: copper ion binding.
UGCAGGUGGUGAAGCAGUGCGUGAGGGUCCCCGUGUUCGUGAUGAUCCGACCUCGCGGCGGCGACUUUCUCUACUCGGACCGGGAGGUGGAAGUGAUGAAAGCUGAUAUCCGCCUUGCCAAGCUGCAUGGGGCUGACGGGCUGGUGUUCGGGGCCCUCACUGAGGACGGGCGCAUCGAUACAGAGCUCUGCACAGCGUUGCUGGCGGUGUGCCGUCCCCUGCCAGUCACAUUUCACCGAGCCUUCGAUAUGGUGCAUGACCCUCUGGUGGCAUUGGAGACCCUGAUUUCUCUGGGGUUUGAGCGUGUGUUGACAAGUGGUUGUGACAGCUCAGCGCUGGAAGGAUUGUCCUUAAUUAAGAGGCUUGCGGAACAGGCGAAGGGCAGAAUUGUGGUGGUGCCAGGGGGUGGCAUCACAGAGCGCAACCUGCAGAGGAUUCUGGAAGGCUCCACUGCUUCUGAGUUUCACUGCUCUGCUCGUUCAGCCCGGGACUCUGGAAUGAAGUUCAGGAAUCCAAAUGUUGCCAUGGGAGCGUCCUUCUCUGCCCCUGAAUACUCCAUAAAGGUGGCAGAUGUGGCCAAAGUGAGGACCCUGAACGCGAUUGCAAAGAACAUUCUGUAGUAGAAGGCACCGUGCUGGGACAAGAGCGCUGAGACUCCAGGGUCUUCCCUGCCACAUGGACAGAUGGGUACCGUUUCCAUCCUCAGGCUGCAGAGGGUGUGAACUAGGUGAUGAAGCCUGACAUCUCUUCCCUUGGCUUCCCCUGAAUGACCAGUCCCUGGCCUGGAAACUUAUGUUGGCCAUUUUAAAUAAAAGGACUCAUUCCCAGAUGUUGCAGCAACAAGCUGUUCGGCAGUAUUUGGGAGAAAGGGAGCCGAGAAAGUAGGGGGAUUGAAUUGUGUAGCACUGCAUGUGAUUGUCAAAUAAACACUGCAGCUGCGCCCCCUCUU